Spathaspora passalidarum NRRL Y-27907 is the source of this 1116-nucleotide messenger RNA. RefSeq names its product SDR family oxidoreductase. The record is from RefSeq and is a predicted model, not a curated record. The transcript has a single exon. Gene Ontology annotation, molecular function: oxidoreductase activity, acting on the CH-OH group of donors, NAD or NADP as acceptor. The coding region runs from base 40 to 1044 and encodes 334 amino acids. Lineage: Eukaryota; Fungi; Ascomycota; Pichiomycetes; Serinales; Debaryomycetaceae.
AUUAAUAACAAAGCUUAUUAACUACAAUAAAUACUAAAAAUGUCUGCCACUUCUGUUUUCGUUUCCGGUGCUAACGGUUUCAUUGCUCAACAUAUUGUCAAACAAUUACUUACCAAGGGUUACAACGUCAUUGGUUCGGUCAGAUCUAAAGCCAAGGGUGAAGAAUUGAAGGCUUUAAUCAAGGAUGAGAAAUUUGCUUAUGAAAUUGUCCCAUCCCUUACUGAAGAUGGCGCUUUUGAUGAUGCCCUUAAGAAACAUCCUGAAGUUUCCGUUUUCUUACAUACUGCCUCUCCAUUUACAUUCUCGGUCAACGAUGUUGAGAAUGAUUUAAUGAAACCUGCUGUUAAUGGUACCCUUAAUGCUCUUAGAGCCAUCAAGGAGCACGGUCCUCAAAUUAAGAGAGUCGUGGUUACUUCUUCUGCUGUCGCUGUCUUCGGUUUUGGCCCACAAUUUGAUGCCAACAAAGUAUACAAUGAAGAUGAUUGGAACCCAGUUACUUACGAACAAGCUUUGUCAAACCCAGUUUUUGGAUACUUUGGUUCCAAGAAGUUUGCUGAAAAGGCUGCCCAUGAUUUUGUUGCUAAGGAAAAAGUCAACUUUGGUAUUUCAUUCAUCAACCCACCAUAUGUGUUUGGUCCUCAAGCUUAUGCCAUUAAAGACAAGGCAAAUUUGAAUACUUCCAAUGAAGUUGUUAAUAAGCUUAUUAAGUUAAGCAAGGGUGAAGAAAUUCCUGUUGAAGGUAGUGUUUUUGUUGAUGUUAGAGAUGUUGCUCGUGCUCAUUUAGUCGCUUUUGAAAAGGAUGAAGCUAUCCUGAAGAGAUUAUUACUUGUUUCAGGAAGUUACACUCUUGACACAAUUGCUAAUAUUAUCAACAAGAAGUUUCCACAUACUACUGUUCCAAAGGGCGAUGAAUCUAGAAACUCAGAAAUUACUAAGGCUAUCCAUAAGUUUGAUAAUUCUAGAACUCAAAAGAUUCUCGGUUUUGAGUUCAAGCCUCUUGAAGAAUCUAUUGUUGAUACCGUUGGCCAAAUUUACAAUGCUUAGUUUGUAUAGUUUUCAUAGGUAAUUGAUUUAUUCUUUAACUCCUUCCAAUAUUAUACUUCUCGUUUCAAUCAC